UCUAAACAACUGAUGUACAGACAGCGGCUGUUUCUUCCUUCCCCUUUUCCUCUCCUAACUACUCUCCUUUUUUCAUUUCUUUCCUAUAUUGCCUCCAUUCAUUCCAUCUCUCCCUUUCCUUCCCUGUUUUCUGUUAUUCUGCACUUUUCCUCAGGAGGAAAUAAAGGAAGGCCAGUUGGACGGGCUUGUGUAAUCUCUGGCUGCACAUGAGCACAUGAGAAUUGCAACAGAGGACUUUGAAUCAAAUACAAGAUAAACUUCAGAAUAAGGAGAGGAAGAAGGGAUACAUCUGAGAGGCGAAGGGAGAGAGACAAAGUUUGGAGUCGAGGAGCAUGACAAAAAUCAUGCCAGGCUUUGUGCUGCUGCUGCUGUCCCUGUUGGUCCUGUCCAUAGGAAGCGAUGGGCGACGAAUCAGGAAAAGAGGACUCACCCAUAAGGACUAUGAAUACCCCAAUCACCCCCAGUCCACACAGCACCAGAAAAAUGACAGGUGUCCCCCACCACCCCAGAUGCUCCCAGAGCGAGCCUGUGAGGUACCAGGCUGCCGCUCAGACUCAGAGUGUGAGCGCCAUAAACGCUGCUGUUACAAUGGCUGCAUUUACGCCUGUCUGGAGUCUGUUCAGCCGCCACCAGUGCUGGACUGGCUGGUGCAGCCCAAGCCUCGGUGGCUUGGAGGUAACGGCUGGCUGCUAGACGGCCCUGAAGAGGUUCUGCAAGCUGAAGCCUGCAGUACAACUGAGGAUGGAGAUGAGCCACUCCACUGUCCCACAGGUUAUGAAUGCCACAUUAUCAAUGCAGGAAACCCUGCUGCUGGCAUCCCCAAUCGGGGUCAAUGUAUCAAGCAUCGUGGAAACUCUGAUGGACAUUUCUUGAGGUACAAAUACUUUAAGGACUACUUGGGUAAGUGAGGUAUCAGUUCUAACAAUGCAGUCAGCUAUGACAAACAUCACAAGUACCUGGGAUAAAGGACAUUUUCAGCCACUUUCAACUGUCAUAUUAAAAACCAAAUACCUGUUUAUCCUUACCUCUCUUCCACAAAAGCCUUGUUUUUUUUUUUAUGUUACCAAGGUCAACCUUGACCCCAGCCUCAGCUUCAACCAUAACACAGCGUCAGACAUCAGCCCACUUCUGUUCGAUCUCAUCACACCUGAACUAGCAAAAAGUCUGACUUUUUUUGCUACACUUAAAGCUGCUACCUCCUCUUUGCAAAGCUUCAACUUGCAGCCUCUAUUCAGUCAUGGCAUGCUUUUGGAGACAGGUCUGAUGUCAGACACACCUACAGUACGAAGCCAAAGAAUGCUUUUUUUUGUCUCUGAUGUCUGUGAAAUGAAGGUGCAGAGGGUGCUGAUGGUACACAGAGGAGGACGCUUAGAUUACACAAAAGCUGCUUAUCAAAUCUUUCUUUCUUUCUUUCUAACUCAGUAAAACCCCAGUACCACUCACUCUCACACACAGACACACUCUCUAACCUUAAGGCUGACUAGCAGAAAAAACCAAGACCAAGUGACCCUGUUACUCAUCCUCUGAAAGAUGUUGCUUUUCUCAAAUCUGGAAGGUUUUAUAGAC
Molecule: messenger RNA, 1566 nt
Organism: Monopterus albus (swamp eel)
Lineage: Eukaryota; Metazoa; Chordata; Actinopteri; Synbranchiformes; Synbranchidae
Gene: wfdc1
Product: WAP four-disulfide core domain 1
Exons: 6
Coding region: 333-908 (191 amino acids)
Biological process (GO): regulation of cell growth
Cellular component (GO): extracellular region
Molecular function (GO): peptidase inhibitor activity
Source: RefSeq, a predicted model, not a curated record